Molecule: messenger RNA, 1674 nt
Organism: Ananas comosus (pineapple)
Lineage: Eukaryota; Viridiplantae; Streptophyta; Magnoliopsida; Poales; Bromeliaceae
Product: serine/threonine-protein kinase OXI1-like
Exons: 2
Coding region: 80-1417 (445 amino acids)
Biological process (GO): protein phosphorylation
Cellular component (GO): cytoplasm; nucleus; plasma membrane
Molecular function (GO): ATP binding; protein serine/threonine kinase activity
Source: RefSeq, a predicted model, not a curated record
GCGCCGCCGCCGCCCCGCUAACCCUACCAUCAUCUCCGACUCGACGACGACGACGACGACGACGAGCUCCGCCGCGGCGAUGCUCCACGCUCCUCCUCCGCCGUCGCUGGAUUUGGCGGAGCUUAGAGCGCUCUCCGUCCUCGGCCGCGGGGCCAAGGGCGUCGUCUUCCUCGUCCAACCCACCGCCGGUGGGGAGCCGCUCGCCCUCAAGGCCAUCUCCCGCUCCUCCGUCGAGCACGCCAAGAGCCACGGCGGCGGCGGCGGCGAUGGAGGAGGAGACGCCUAUCGCCGGAUCUGGUUCGAGCGCGACGUGCUCCAGGCGCUCCGCCACCCGCUCCUGCCGUCCCUCCGCGGCGUCGUCUCCACGGAGCGGAUCGUCGGGUUCGCCAUCGAUCGGUGCUCCGGAGGCGACCUGAACUCGCUCCGGCGGCGCCAGACCGAGAAGAUGUUCUCCGACGACGUCAUACGGUUCUACGCCGCGGAGCUCGUCCUCGCGCUGGAGCACCUCCACGGACUGGGGAUCGUGUACCGCGAUCUCAAGCCCGAGAACGUCCUCAUCCAGGACAACGGCCACCUCAUGCUCGUCGACUUCGACCUCUCCACGAAGCUCCCUUCUCCCCCGCCGCCCCCCGAUCGAUCCAAACCCCCUCCUCCUCCUCCUCCGCUCCCCUCCUCCGCGAGCACGGAGGAGAAGGAUAAGAAGAAUAAGAAGAAGAAGAAGCGCCCCCUCCUCAGUUGCUUCUCCUGCGACGCGGGAGUGUCCCCGGAGGAUCCGUCCCCGUCCCCUUCCUCGUCCCCGUCUCCGGCCGUGGCCGGCGAAGCAUCCGGCGGGGGGGCGUCGCCGGCGAGGUCGCCGGGGAAGUCGAACUCGUUCGUGGGGACGGAGGAUUACGUGGCGCCGGAGAUCAUCAGAGGGAAGGGCCACGAUUUCGCGGUGGACUGGUGGGGCCUGGGGGUGGUGCUCUACGAGAUGCUCUACGGGCGCACCCCCUUCCGGGGGCAAAAUCGGAAAGAGACCUUCUACCGCAUCCUCUCCAAGGACCCGGAGCUCGUCGGCGAGCAAACGCCGUUACGCCACCUCAUCGCCCGCCUCCUCGACAAGGACCCCCGGAACCGCAUCGCGCCCCACGCCAUCAAGCAGCACGAAUUCUUCAGAGGGGUAGAUUGGGAAUCCCUGCUAACGGUCGCUCGCCCGCCGUUCAUCCCCACCGUAACCGUAACAGUAACGGAGCGGGACGGGGAGUGCGACGCGGCGCUCGACGUCGAGAGAGUCGUCGACGAGGUCUUCCAAAGCCGCGAAGCGGCCAAGGGUGGUAAAACGGACGAGGACGACAAUAACGGCGACGGCAUAACGCUCCUAACGGAGCCCCCGCCCCCGCCCCCGCCUCAAAUUGAUGAUGAUUUUAAGGUGUUUUAAUUUGCAGAGGUAUACACUAGUUAGUUACUUAGUUUAAGUUUUUUUCUAAAAAAACAAAAAAAAAAAUAUUUUUGUGUCUCUAAAAUUAUUUAGCUUCUUAUGGGUGUGUUAUUGGCAAAGUUGAUCUUGGUCUUGCUAUCUGAUUUGUUGGAACCAAUGGUUAUACAUAUAAAAAAGUAAAGAAAAUACUGUGUAGUUUAUAUUUUCACUACCUUAUGGUCUUUAAUUUGAAAUUCUGUAAAUAUUUUUGAAUGCAA